Molecule: messenger RNA, 345 nt
Organism: Geodia barretti
Lineage: Eukaryota; Metazoa; Porifera; Demospongiae; Tetractinellida; Geodiidae
Source: the annotation of a GenBank genome assembly
AUGAAUAUCGAACGCAUCAAACCGGGAGUCUGGAACACCCGCGCCGUGGUGCACGGCGAUCUGGUGUUCCUGUCGGGCAUGGUGGCCGACGACAAGUCCCUGUCCAUGAAGGGCCAGACCGAGCAGGUGCUGGCCAAGAUCGACGAGGUCCUGGCCGCCGCCGGCACCAGCAAGUCCCGCAUCCUCACGUCCACCGUCUAUCUCGCCGACAUUGACGCCAAGGACGAGAUGAACGAAGCCUGGAUGGCCUGGAUAGACAAGGACAACCUGCCGGCCCGCGCCGCCAUCGGUGUCGCGCUCACGCCGGGCACCCAGGUGGAGAUCAUGGUCUGCGCGGCGAAGUAG